Nematolebias whitei (Rio pearlfish) is the source of this 1592-nucleotide messenger RNA. RefSeq names its product nudix (nucleoside diphosphate linked moiety X)-type motif 18 (gene nudt18). Gene Ontology annotation, molecular function: 8-oxo-GDP phosphatase activity; magnesium ion binding; 8-oxo-dGDP phosphatase activity. Lineage: Eukaryota; Metazoa; Chordata; Actinopteri; Cyprinodontiformes; Rivulidae. The transcript is spliced from 8 exons. Bases 139 to 1155 code for a protein of 338 amino acids. The record is from RefSeq and is a predicted model, not a curated record.
GGUUUGGGUUUUCCGGUGUCAAAUAUCAAAACAGAAAACGGACUGAACAAGCCCCGGCGUUAAACACCAACAGAUUAAGCUGGACAGGAUGCAGAACAAGGCCCUCGACAUGUAGAAGUUGAAAGAGGAGUUUCAGGUAUGAAGGUGACGGCAGAGGAGCAGCGGCAGGUGGAGGAGCAGGUGGAGAGGCUGCUGAGUGGCCAGGGGUCAGAGGUCGGCGUCUGUGAUGUUGGCCUGGAGCUGAGCAAGCCGGCGACUCUGAGGAAGAACGUCACCUACAUCGUCUGCGGCGUCAUCUUUAACGACAAGGAGGAGGUGCUGAUGGUGCAGGAGGCGAAGCAGGACUGUUAUAAGCAGUGGUACCUCCCUGCAGGGAGGGUGGAGGUGGGGGAGAGUCUGGAGGAGGCGCUGAGGAGGGAGGUGAAGGAGGAGGCGGGGUUUGACUGUGAGCCAAUCACAUUGCUGCUGAUCCAGGAGCAGGGACCACAGUGGAUCCGCUUCAUCUUCCUAGCCAGGGUCUCAGGAGGAAGUUUAAAGACUCUAUCAGCAGCAGAUCAGGAGUCUCUUCAGGCCUCCUGGUGGGACAGAGAGUCCUCCCUCCUCCUCAGAGGACGGGACAUCCUUCGUCUCAUCGAAUGCGGACUCAAGUACCAUAGGAAUCCCUGGCAUCCUGUCUCUCUGCCUCUCGACCUGAGUUGCCGUCACGUGAUCCAGAGACUCGUCCUGGUGUUUGUCGGCGCCACAGAGCAGAUCUGGGUCCUGCUGGUGAGAGUCCCGUUGCCCCACCUCCCCACGGCGGCGGCGCUGAAGACCCACGUCGUGACCUGGGCAGCCAACAUGGUGGUGCAGGAGGCCGUGCCCUCGUCCUACUCGGACCACGAGGUCAGCACGCUGGGCGUGUUCAGCGUGCAGCACAACGGGAGGCAGCACGGCAGGACGGACGGCAUGUGUCUCAACACCCUGGUGGCGCUGGUGCCGGACCGCGUGCAGCGCGACGAGGACGGGCUGAAGGUGGAGUGGCCGGCGACGGUGGCACCUCCUCCUGUGGAGAACCCUCGGUACAUCUGGGUCGAAGUGCAGCGACAAGAACUGAGAGCAAAACUGCUGGAACUGACCAAAAACACCGCGCUGGUUCCGAUCCACAGCCUGUACUGAUCUGAGCUCACAGGAAGUCGCAACAACCACGCUCUUAUUGUGAAAGGAACAACGAGGCCGCUGUCUGCUCCUGUUGGGGGUCCAGGGACUCCAGAGACCCCCCACCCCCAUGAUAUCCCUGAACUGUUUGACUCCAGCACCAGUCACUUUAAAAGCAUGUUUCCAAAAUGUUUCAAUGUUCUGAAGAGAUGCUUAAACGGGUCCAAGCCAGAACCAGGCGAAGUUUAGCUGCAGGCUGAUGUUCAGGCUUCGGUUUACAGAAGAGAACUCCUCCAACGUUGUUUUAAUUUACACGCUUACAAAGAUGCGCUCAAAGAAACGGCACAUUCUUGAGGCUCUGUUAAAUAUCUGAUGGUUUUAGAGCAUGAAAUCAUCAAAAUAGAAAAAAUAACGAUUCUAAAACCUGAUUUACAGAAACUUCAGCCUCAGCUUUAGUU